Molecule: messenger RNA, 1944 nt
Organism: Schistocerca nitens (vagrant locust)
Lineage: Eukaryota; Metazoa; Arthropoda; Insecta; Orthoptera; Acrididae
Exons: 4
Coding region: 57-1622 (521 amino acids)
Source: RefSeq, a predicted model, not a curated record
AGGAAUUCCGAUAACCAUUCGCAUACGCAGAGUAGAAUUGACAGUAGGGAGGCAGAAUGGCAAAACAUAAAUACGUGAUAUAUGACGCAGGAGAUAAAGUAGAUGUUGCUUCCGAAGGGGACAUACCUCCACCAAGGGAUCUGGUUGAGCAGAUGUACUGCUCUGAACAGAUUCACAUCCCACCAACCUUUCCUUAUAUUCUGCGUCAGUACUGCAAGGCAGCUAUCCGCACACAGCCAUAUGAUCUGCUCAAAUGGUCAACUGCUUAUUUCCGUGCAAUGGCAGAUGGAGAAAUACCACCUGUUAAACACCGACUUGAGUACCCACCCACUGAUGUGCCCUCAGGGCUGACACCUGGGUAUCUGAGGGUAAUACUGAGGCAGUUAAAGAGGAAAAAAGUUAUCCCAACAGAGCUGCUGUAUAAUAAGUGGGGAGGAUUAUGUCUGAACCAUAACGCCUUGAAGGUGAUGCUGGAAAUAGGAGAGUUCACUGAUGAUGAAGUAGAUGUUUUGAAAUUUGUGGCAAUUGCAGCUGGCCAUCUCACACAUAACCUGAAACAAACAAUGAUAGUCAUAUGUGAAAUACUGACUGAAGAACCUGAAGGUGGGUCAGCUAUGAUUCCAUUCUCAACAUUUUGUGACCUUUAUACAUAUCUUGCAAAAAAAGACUGUGGGCCACCAUCUGCCCAUAAACCUGUUGUCAAGGAAACAAUUCAAGCAGAAGAGGAAUCAGAGGAAACUGAAGACAAAUUACACAAACAUGCAGAGGACAUAAUCACCGAUAUUGUAGGAACUGUUGUAUCUGUUCCAGGAGAUGAAGAACAAACAACAGAAAAUGUUACUGGAGCAGAUGUUCAAGGAGAAGGUGAGCAGGAACAGAGCCCAGAGUUAUCAGAAACAACCAUUGGUGAAAUGCAAAUGUCUGGCAGUAAAGAUCUUGAGGAUACAGCAGAAGUUCAUGAAGAGAGUGUUCACAUAACAGAAACAAAAGGAGAAAAUGGUAUGGAUAAUAUGCAUCCAGAUAAAGAAAGCAGUCAUGUAGGAGUUGAUAGGACUACUUCAGUGAAAUUUAAGGAACCGGUACAUGCAGGCAGUAUAAACACAGAGGAAGACGUUUCAUUAUUAUCUGAUGAGUCCAGUUCUGCCACAGUGCCAGAAGAAAAGAGUUCUGAACCAGAAGAAAAGAGUUCUGAAAAGAUUGCAAAAGAAACUGUUAAAGAAGUUGUACAUAGAGCAGAAGUUGCUGCUGAAGCAAAUCAAGCCGAAAUUACGGCUGCCCAAUUUGUGAUUAAGGUUAAGUCAGAAACAGUGUCAAGGAAAGUUCGUACACAACAGAAAGCACCCAAGAAGACACUGAAACCCUCCCACAUGCAUCAUGAAGUACCUGGCAUUGGGCCUCCAGUCUCAGAUGAACAAAUAGACAAAGUUAUUACAUAUUUGCAUUACUGGUCUGCACGACAAGAAGGAAUGAUUAUGCCACGCAACAUAAAUCAUUUCCUUUGUCCAUCACUUGAUCCUCCUCCUCCUCCAGAAUUUAUAGAGGCAUCGCUACCAACGUGCAUCUGUGGCAUAGGAAAUCCAAUGGCCUCUGAGUGCCAUUGCACAGCUGCUUCUGACAACUAAUCAAUUUAAAACCAUCAGUGUUAGUGGGAAUGUGCAUGCUCACCAGUAAUUGCUUGUAACAGUGCUUUUUACCAGUGAUAUUGUCAUUUCAGUACUGUAGUUCUUCAAAAGUUCUUCAACUGCUGUUUCACUAGCAGUUUUAAAGUAAAUGUAGAUUGAUCAUAAGGGUCUGAAGCUCACCAUUGCCUUUGACUGCUGAUCAUACACCCAGCACAAUAUUGACCACAAUGCUCAUCACCUCCUACAAACUUAAGCAAAUUAUCUUUCAUUAUUUUCAAAUAAUUUACACAGUGAUUAGCUUUUUGCUAUUACAUGUACAACA